Molecule: messenger RNA, 1665 nt
Organism: Vespa velutina
Lineage: Eukaryota; Metazoa; Arthropoda; Insecta; Hymenoptera; Vespidae
Gene: Mo25
Product: protein Mo25
Exons: 10
Coding region: 577-1587 (336 amino acids)
Biological process (GO): intracellular signal transduction
Molecular function (GO): protein serine/threonine kinase activator activity
Source: RefSeq, a predicted model, not a curated record
UACUAUUUUAGGAUUAUUCAUAAAAAGUAGAUACUUUUCGUAAACGAAUUUGCACAAUUGUGUGAUAUAUAAAAAUAAUUUUUUAGUGAUAAAUACAAUUAACAUGAGAUAAUGUGAGAUCUUACAUAUAAGAGAUUAUAAACUUGCCGACGAGAUCCUGUACUUGAUUUUUAACGUGACACACAAAUUGGUCUUUAUAACACACAUAUACAUAAACUGUUUGCCUUAUAUAUGAACUUCUGACUAGAAAGUUACAGUAUUAUAUACGUCAAGACAAGUUUGCAAUCGAAUUUGAAAUAAGAUUGAAUGGUUAGAUCAACGAAGCUUAAUGCUUAUGCAGAUGGAAAAUUAUUUGUAUCACCUCUAAUAUAACUGUACGUUAUAAUUUUGAUAAUAUUACCAACUACAUUUAUAAAAAAGCAAUGACAUCUGAAUAUCGUACGUAACAUAAAAAUGUGGACAAUUUAAUGGUCUACUAAGAAAAUAUAAAUUUAAAGGAUAUCUGAAAUCUGGAAACAUUGCAUCCUGAUUGGUACCUACCACAUUCAUGAAAAAGGUGUGCAUCUUAUAAGAAACAUGCCUCUGUUCGGAAAGUCUCAAAAAAGUCCGGCGGAGGUGGUAAAGGCUCUCAAGGAAGCAGUAAAUGCAUUGGAGCGGGGUGAUAAGAAGGUAGAAAAGGCUCAAGAGGAUGUCAGCAAAAAUCUUGUACACAUAAAAAAUAUGUUAUAUGGAACUGCUGAAACUGAACCACAGGCAGAUAUUGUUGUGGCUCAAUUGGCACAAGAAUUAUAUAACAGUAACUUAUUGUUAUUGCUUGUGCAAAAUCUAAGUCGUAUUGACUUUGAGGGAAAAAAAGAUGUUGCUCAAGUUUUUAAUAAUAUUUUAAGAAGACAAAUUGGAACAAGAUCUCCAACAGUGGAAUAUAUAUGCACCAAACCAGAAAUCCUGUUUACUCUUAUGUCUGGUUAUGAGCAUCAAGACAUUGCAUUAAACUGUGGCACUAUGUUAAGAGAGUGUGCAAGAUAUGAAGCAUUGGCAAAAAUUAUGAUAUAUUCAGAUGAUUUUUACAAUUUCUUCAGAUAUGUAGAGGUGUCUACAUUUGAUAUAGCAUCUGAUGCGUUUUCUACAUUUAAGGAAUUACUUACAAGGCACAAAAUUCUAAGUGCUGAGUUUCUAGAAGUUAAUUAUGAUAAAGUUUUUUCUCAUUAUCAAAGGUUAUUGAAUUCUGAAAAUUAUGUAACAAGACGACAAAGUUUGAAAUUGCUGGGUGAGCUUUUGCUUGAUAGACACAAUUUUACAGUUAUGACACGAUAUAUUUCAAACCCCGAUAAUCUAAAACUUAUGAUGAAUAUGCUUAAAGAAAAAUCACGAAAUAUACAAUUUGAAGCAUUUCAUGUAUUUAAGGUAUUCGUUGCUAAUCCAAAUAAACCUAAACCAAUCCUUGAUAUACUUCUUCGUAAUCAGGAAAAGUUGAUAGAAUUUCUAACGCGCUUCCACACAGAUCGUUCGGAAGAUGAACAGUUUAAUGAUGAGAAAGCGUACCUAAUAAAACAGAUCAAAGAACUUAAGUCUGUACAUGAAAAUUAAGUCAAAAAUACAACUACUGCUACAGCUACUGUUAUUAUUACAAUCAACUCUAUUGCUACUACUGCUAUUCUACUAUUA